Aphanomyces astaci is the source of this 3281-nucleotide messenger RNA. Its product is annotated as calcium-translocating P-type ATPase, PMCA-type. Bases 5 to 3199 code for a protein of 1064 amino acids. Gene Ontology annotation, cellular component: membrane; intracellular membrane-bounded organelle. Lineage: Eukaryota; Oomycota; Saprolegniomycetes; Saprolegniales; Verrucalvaceae. Gene Ontology annotation, biological process: calcium ion transmembrane transport. Gene Ontology annotation, molecular function: ATP binding; P-type calcium transporter activity; ATP hydrolysis activity. The record is from RefSeq and is a predicted model, not a curated record. The transcript is spliced from 2 exons.
UGCGAUGGAGGUCGUGGUAGCUGACCUCGUGCAGUUGGUGGAAACCCCCAAAGAGUCUGCCGCGGAUGCGCUCGCAGCUCUCGGAGGCAUCGAAGGAGUCGCUGAAAGGCUCCAUGUGCGAUUGGAAUCUGGUCUCAGUGAUACCACCGACCAAGGCAAAGACAUCGCGGAGCGUGAGGCUCGCUUUGGGAAGAACUACAUUGAGCCAGAGAAACCGUCGUCCAUCUUAGAACUGAUGUGGGAAGCGUGGCAGGACUUGACGAUUAUGAUUUUGACGGGGUCUGGGACGGCGUCGUUGAUACUCGGGCUCACGAUUGGCCACGACACGAGCGUGGAUUGGAUCGAAGGCGCGUCGAUUUUAUUCGCCGUGCUGAUCGUGGUGUUUGUGACGGCCAUCAACGACUACGAGAAGGAAAAGCAGUUCCAAGCGCUGAAUGCGGUCAAGGAAGACGAGAAGAUCAAAGUCAUUCGCAACGGCGUGCCGGCAGAAGUGAGCAAGUUCAAUUUGGUCGUGGGGGAUGUCGUCCGUGUGGACCUCGGCGACAUCAUCCCUGCGGACGGCUUGGUGUUUGACGAAAACGACUUGAAGCUGGACGAAAGCGCCAUGACGGGCGAGUCUUUGCUGCUCAAGAAGGACCGCCAAACGGCGCCGUUCCUAUUAUCGGGUACCAAAGUCAUGGAAGGCGUGGGCAAGAUGCUCGUCAUUUGCGUGGGGGAAAACUCGCAGUCUGGCAUCAUCUCCAAGUUGAUUCAAAACGCCUCGAGCAAACAUGCCAAGAACGAGGCAAAGGCAGCCGACACUCCUCAUCAUGACGACACGGUGGUCGACCCUAACUACAUUGCCCUCGCCACUCCUCGUGGGCCGUCGAAGGACGCAACGGAAGUCGAGGAGGAAGAGGUCGUGUCGCCCCUUCAAGGGAAACUGGAUCGCUUGACAGUCCUCAUUGGCAAGUUGGGUCUUGCCAUGGCCAUCAUUGUGUUUGUCGCCAUGUCCGUGCGCUAUUCCGUCAACACGUUCGCGAUUGAAAAGCAGGCGUGGAGCAAGAGUUGCGCCGAAGAGUACUUGAACUUCCUCAUUGUGGCCAUCACAGUCCUCGUCGUGGCCAUUCCAGAAGGCCUGCCGUUGGCCGUGACGAUCGCACUGGCGUUUUCCGUCAAGAAGAUGCUCAAGGACAACAACUUGGUGCGCCACUUGGACGCGUGCGAGACCAUGGGAAGUGCCACCACCAUCUGCUCCGACAAGACCGGCACCCUCACCACCAACCGCAUGACGGUCAUGGAGUGCUACCUCGGCAAGGUGGAAUUCAACUCUGCUUCAGCCCUUCAAGUUCAAGCCAGCGCCGUUACCAAGGACAUUCUCUGCAGCUCCAUCAGCAUCAACUCGACGGCCGAGAUUCUGCCGCCCAAGCAAGUGGGGGCGCAACCCGAACACACGGGCAACAAGACCGAGUGUGCGUUGCUCCAAUUUGCCGCCGACUUGGGCGCCGAAUACGCGGCCCUCCGCAAGGCGUCUCCCAUCUGCCACAUGCUCACGUUCAGCAGUGCCAAGAAGCGCAUGUCCGUGGUCGUGCCUCUGACGGCAUCAAAGUGCCGCAUCUUCACCAAGGGCGCCAGUGAAAUCGUUUUGGAGUUGUGCACGUCGCAGCUCAACUUGGACGGGACCACGUCCGCGUUUGGUGUUGCGGAGCGCAACGCUGUCAACAAUGACAUCAUCGAAAAGUAUGCGUCGCAAGCCUACCGCACGUUGUGUCUGGCGUACCGUGACGUGGAUGUGACCCCAGAAGUGGUCAAGAACUGGUCGGACGAGGAGAUUGAGACGGACCUGACAUGCAUUUGCAUCGUCGGGAUCGAAGACCCGGUGCGCGAAGAAGUGCCGGAAUCCAUUCGCCAGUGUAACGAAGCGGGCAUUGUCGUGCGCAUGGUGACUGGCGACAACAUCGUGACGGCCAAGUCCAUUGCGCUCAAGUGCGGAAUCAUCAGUCCCAACGACGGGUCGCUGGUGAUGGAGGGGUCCGUGUUCCGCGCUCGCGUGUUGGACGCGAACGGCAACAUCAAGCAGGACGAGUUUGACAAGAUCUGGCCCAUGCUUCGCGUUUUGGCUCGGUCAAGUCCUAAAGACAAGCACACGCUGGUGUCUGGCUUGAUUCAGUCCAAUGUAGUACCUCAUGGCCCCCAAGUGGUGGCCGUGACAGGCGAUGGGACGAACGACGCCCCGGCUUUGAAGAAGGCGGACGUCGGGUUUGCGAUGGGGAUCUGCGGCACGGCGGUGGCCAAGGACGCGUCGGACAUCAUUCUCAUGGACGACAACUUCCGGUCGAUCGUGAGUGCGGUCAAGUGGGGCCGCAACGUGUACGACUCGAUCGCCAAGUUCCUCCAGUUUCAGCUGACGGUGAAUGUUGUGGCGAUUACCACCGCCGUUGUGGGAGCAAUUGUCUUGAACGAAUCCCCCCUCACGGCCAUUCAGUUGCUGUGGGUCAACUUGAUCAUGGACACGUUUGCGUCGUUGGCACUGGCCACGGAGCCGCCCACCGACGCUUUGCUGAAUCGCAAGCCUUACCCGCGCACCAAAGCCCUCUUGUCCAAGAAAAUGCUUAAGCACAUCUUGGGGCAGAGUGUGUUUCAGCUGGUUUUGAUCUUGCUGCUCGUGUUCCGAGGGGAAAAGUUCUUUGGCAUUGACUCAGGGCGUCGAGAGAACCAAGUGCUCGCAUCGGGUGAGCGCAACCCGCCGUCGCAGCACUACACGAUCGUGUUCAACACGUUUGUGUUCCUCCAGCUGUUCAACGAACUCAAUGCCCGCAAAAUCCACGACGAGGUCAACAUCUUCACCAAUCUCUGGGGCAACACGUUGUUCCUUAGCAUUUCGGUCUUCCAAGUUGGCGCUCAAGCGCUCAUCUGUCAGCUGGGUGGACGUGCGUUUGGGUGCACGAUGCUGACGACAGAACAGUUUUUCAUUUGCAUCGGCCUUGGAUCACUCUCGUUGCCCGUGGGGCUCGUCCUCCGCUUGGUGGCAUACAAGCCCUUCAACUCGGCCUUCAAAGGCAAGGCAAACGAGAACCACGAAACGUCGACGCGGGGAAAGGAGCUGUGGAUGCGGGGGCUGCGCCGCCUUCGCGCCCAAGUUCGAGUGAUCAAAGCCUUCCAACGAGGGAUGGGGCAAGAGAUUCGUCGUCCAUUGGAGCAACAAGCCUCGCCUUCGUAGAAAGGUUGUGAAUUGUAGGGAGUAGUACUAGUACAUUGUAAAUAAUGCCUUUUGUAUCCUUCAUAUACUGAAUCACAACGCG